Cetraspora pellucida is the source of this 540-nucleotide messenger RNA. Lineage: Eukaryota; Fungi; Glomeromycota; Glomeromycetes; Diversisporales; Gigasporaceae. The record is from the annotation of a GenBank genome assembly.
AUGUAUAAUUCGAUAAUCAAUACACUUAAUGAAAUGCCUGAAACAAGUCUCAAAUCUACAUCGCAUCUUUUAUACACUAUAAGAUAUCUCUAUAGAAAAAAUAAAGACCAAAUCAUAUUUUCUUAUAUACAAAAUAAAGCUUAUCAAUACAUAUCAAAUUCUUUUUACAAAUCUGGAAAAUCUUUAAAAAAUCUAACUCAUCAAAAUAAGCAACUUAAACAAAAUGUUAAAAAAUUACAACAAUCUAAAGAUCAUAUAAUCCACAAGGUUCAACAACUUAAUGGCUCAGUUGUACAACUUAAAUGUAAACAACACCAAUAUAUCUCUCAAAUUCAUGCUAUAGCUAAACAUCUACCAGAAUUGAAGGCUAAUGAUAUGAAAGCAGUAAUUAAAAAUUUGAUUAUGCAAAAUAACAAAGAAUAUAAUUUAGAAUUUAUAAAACUUAUAACACAAGUUUCACAAAUUGAACAAACAUCAUUUGCUACUGUGGUAACAAGCAUAAAAACAAUUUUUAAUUUUUUAACUGGGAAUAAUACCUAG